Molecule: messenger RNA, 617 nt
Organism: Zingiber officinale
Lineage: Eukaryota; Viridiplantae; Streptophyta; Magnoliopsida; Zingiberales; Zingiberaceae
Exons: 2
Coding region: 137-490 (117 amino acids)
Source: RefSeq, a predicted model, not a curated record
CCUCUCUUGUCAUGGCUUUUUCACCUCCACAUCCGCCUCAUCUCCUUUCUCUGGUGCCGGCCACUGCGACACGCCCAUGCCGUCAAGAGGCGUGGAAGAUUGAGUUAAGGCUUUGGUGAUCGGGACAAUCACUACCAUGCCCACCCAACCGCUGAUGUUUCAAAUUCUAUUCCCCCCCUUGUAUUUUGCACGAGGAUCAGAAAUAUACCGAGGAGAUUCUCUUCGUUGUUCAGAGAUGGCUUCCACUGGCACCGUGGCGGCGGCCGCCGCUGCAAGUGGCGAAGGCGGCAAGAAAGAGAAGGGAGACGGCGCUUCCAAGUCCCUGGCUUCUCCGAAGGGCGGCUGCGGCGGCAUGUGCCUCUGCUCGCCGACGACGCACCAGGGCUCCUUCCGCUGCCGGCACCACCGUUCGCAGUCCACGGCGUGGAUGCGGCGGUCUAACUCCAUGCCUUCUUCCGUCAAGCCUUCGUGCAUGAUUUCCAAGAAUUAAUACAUGCAGCUAUCAAUAUAUAUAUGUGAUUUGUAAAUUGAAUUUGUAUUACGUAAAUUCUCUGUCGAUGGUCCAAUAAGAUUUGCUAGGUUUAUGCCAAAUCUAAUAAAAUCUUAUGUUUUAGAAA